This is a messenger RNA of Labeo rohita (rohu), 403 nucleotides long. RefSeq names its product cytochrome c oxidase subunit 6C-1-like. The coding region runs from base 45 to 275 and encodes 76 amino acids. The transcript has a single exon. Gene Ontology annotation, biological process: mitochondrial electron transport, cytochrome c to oxygen. NCBI's taxonomy places the organism in Eukaryota, Metazoa, Chordata, Actinopteri, Cypriniformes, Cyprinidae. The record is from RefSeq and is a predicted model, not a curated record.
CGCACUCGUGCGCGCUGAAGGUCGUGAAUUAAACGAAGUCAACAAUGUCACUUCCAAAGCCAGCAAUGAGGGGCCUCCUGGGCAAGCGUUUGAGGUUCCAUUUGCCCAUCGCAUGCGGUCUUGCCCUAGUGGCAGCAGCCUCCUUCAAGUUCACAGUAACAGAGCCCAGAAAACAGGCCUAUGCUAACUUCUACAAACGUUACGAUUCAAUGAAGGAGUUCAAUGCCACGAGGGAAGCCGGUGUUUUUGAAAGUGUCAGACCCGCUGGAAAAUAAACCACUGUCUUGUUAUUCUCCCCCUGCAUUCCUGCUCUACAACCGAAUCUUUAUAAGAUGAUCAGAUGUGAACAUUGAUGUCUGAUGUUCUUAUUAAUGUACAAAUAAACGGGGUGUUGCAGAGUGGU